AUGUCUCUAGAUGCUACUGAUCAGGGUGGUUUGGUUUUUACUCAAGCAAUGAGCUCUGAGAGCGUUAAAGAGGACUGUCUUGCAUGGGCGGCGAGAGACCCAUCUGGAGUUUUAUCGCCUUACCAGUUUAGUCGCAGCCUUGGCAAGCUUGGAGUGGCCCUUCUAUGUCGCAUUAAUGCCCAACGUCAACAAGAUUGGCUUAUUCCAAAUCACUUAGACUUCAUAACCGACACAGCAUCAGGCGAACACCCAUUUGAUCCAUACGUGUCUCUUUUGAAGACUGCUGGUGUUUUUGUUCUUGUUGGAUUCCCAAGUGAAGUGAAAUUCAGUCCUUCAAGUCUUCUAAUUGGUAAUUUACUCCAGACUUUUUUUACUUAA
This is a messenger RNA of Dovyalis caffra, 378 nucleotides long. The record is from the annotation of a GenBank genome assembly. NCBI's taxonomy places the organism in Eukaryota, Viridiplantae, Streptophyta, Magnoliopsida, Malpighiales, Salicaceae.